Triticum urartu is the source of this 894-nucleotide messenger RNA. Its product is annotated as ethylene-responsive transcription factor ERF003-like. Gene Ontology annotation, biological process: regulation of DNA-templated transcription. Lineage: Eukaryota; Viridiplantae; Streptophyta; Magnoliopsida; Poales; Poaceae. Gene Ontology annotation, molecular function: DNA-binding transcription factor activity; DNA binding. The record is from RefSeq and is a predicted model, not a curated record.
AAUCACCAUCACCACCACCAUCACCAUCGUCUUCUUCUCCACGCCCCGACCCCGAGACACGCGAGCGCACAGCACGGAGGCAGCUGCUCCCACUCUCACCGAGCAAGCGAAGAGCUCCUUCUCCAAUGGCGCGGCCACAGCAGCGGUACCGCGGCGUGCGGCAGCGCCACUGGGGCUCCUGGGUCUCGGAGAUUCGCCACCCCCUACUCAAGACGAGGAUCUGGCUGGGCACCUUCGAGACGGCGGAGGACGCGGCGCGCGCCUACGACGAGGCGGCGCGCAUCAUGUGCGGCCCGCGCGUGCGCACCAACUUCCCCGACAACGACGCCGGCGCCCCGUCCUCGUCCUUCCUCUCCCCGGCGCUGGUCGCCAAGCUCCACCGCUUCAACGUGGCGUGCGGCUCGCAGGCCGCGCAGCAGCAGCAGGACAAGGACGCCUCGGCGUCGUCCGUGGGCGUGGACCCGCGCGCGCCGCCGGCGCCGUUCGCCGGGUACACGGGCAAUGCCAGCGCGGCGGCGGCCUCGGCGGCGGCCGGGUGGAGCGGCGGGUUCCUGGAGGAGCAGUACGUGGAGCAGAUGAUCGAGGAGCUGCUGGACUCCAACUUCUCCAUGGAGAUCUCCUACUAGCUCCUCCGCCUCCGCACAUGCUCUGUCCCCGUGUCUCCCGCUUGCUCUGUUUCCGCUCCAUUUCUCUCUCUCUGUCUGUGUGUGGGGUGGUUUGUUUUUAGAUUAGCAUAAGCUGUGUCGGGAAGAACUCGAGGUUAGUAUGGUCAUCGCCCGAGGUCUCUGACAGCUUUGUGUAUACAGUAGCUUUGUUAGAGCAUAUUUCUUCAUUCUUGCAUUACUAUUGAUGUCUUGAUGAUGCCCUAAUCAGCGUCCUCUGUUUCGUUCUUCA